AUUAUUGACCAUCUGGCUGCUCUCAGUCCAUCCUCUCUCCCAUUCUUCUCUCUUCUCUCUUCCCAAUGGACGUCUCGCUGUCGGCACCACUGCUUCGAAUCCAUUUACCUUAUCCGCGACCAUAGUCAAGACAACGUCAAACCGUUUCUUCAGCUGCUCUCUUCCCCGCACGCUACGAUGGCGCCACACAUCCGCUGCAUCCAUAUCCGACAUCGGCCAGCGUAUGGUACCCCAGUGCUUUCUGCCGGAGACAUUCUGGUUAAAGUUAUGGGCCGUGGGGUCUCUCCCCAUCAGGUCGUCCUCGACUGCCACUUCACGCAGGCCUGGCUGCCAACAAACUACGAUGAAGCACUGUCGUCUAUCACACAUAUGGUUCUCACGUUUUACGGCGUCGUCCCGCUUCACAGCGUUUUCGCGUACCUCGUGCUCUUCCCAGGUCUGAGGUCGCUGCGACUGCGGACGCAGGAUUGGCGGACGGAAAGCGGGGACAUGCAAUGGUUUCCGGAGAGGGCUCAGACUGCCACUCCAGAGUCGUUGUUACCUCGAAACUUGCACCAGCUAGAGGUCGACCAGUCCAUCCACCUGCGCCGGUUUGCUGAGUCAGCGGCCUUCCAACGGCGGUUUACCUCGCUGAUCUUGCAUGAUAUGCCCUCAACGUCUAUUGGCGAUCUCAAUUUCUACCUGACCCGUCCAUCUGUCGCGUCUUGCCUGACUUCUCUGACUUUGGACAAACCUCAUGCCUUCAUCCCAUAUGAGCUUCCCAUCGACAAGCUCCAGGCUCUCAAGCACCUGAACAUCCAUCACACUAGUGAUUCAGCUAGUCUCAUCUUAUUGGAACUCCUCAGUGGCUUUCAUGAAGGCAGCAACCUUGAAUAUAUUUCUAUUGUCUUGUACGACGGGGACGUUCUACUGACGGAUCAGGAACACAUUGCUCAUAAACGUGUCUCGUUCGUCGACGAGUUGCUGACUCAAAUCACAUCGACCUCCUUUCCGCGCCUGAAAAAAAUCACCUUCUCUGGGGCACCAGUGCCACAGAAUCCACCGAAUCACCCGCCUCAGUUGUACGCUCUACCAGCCCAAACCCAAACCGAGAUUCAGACGCGUAUGCCUUGGUGUACCAAACAAAAAUUGCUGGUGUUCUACUGA
Mycena indigotica is the source of this 1146-nucleotide messenger RNA. RefSeq lists its product as uncharacterized. Bases 178 to 1146 code for a protein of 322 amino acids. Lineage: Eukaryota; Fungi; Basidiomycota; Agaricomycetes; Agaricales; Mycenaceae. The transcript is spliced from 2 exons. The record is from RefSeq and is a predicted model, not a curated record.